AUGGAGGAGGGUUAUUACGGUAUGCCAUUGGGUUUUCGGUUUCAUCCUACUGAUCAAGAAUUGUUCAGUUCCUAUCUUCGCGAUAGAGCCCUCUCCGGAAAGCCCUUGGGCAACCCGUUUGUUCACGAGUUCAAUCUCUUUGGACAAACACCACCCUGGGUGGUUUGGGAGCAAUUCGGUGGAAAUUCCCUACUCGAUCAGGACUUGUUCUUCUUCUAUGAGCUGCGUUCUAGAAGCGACAGCGACAGCCGCAGCAAACGCCAGAUCGAAGCCGGAGGCACUUGGAGUGAAACAUCCUCCGAUAAAGUUUUAGGUUUGGACGGAAUUCCAAUCGGGGAUAAAGGGCAUUUCAGGUAUAACAACAAGGGUUCUAACAACAACGGCGGCUGGCUGUUAGAAGAGUACAGUCUUCUUCCUAAUGUAGUAGCUGGCCCAAAGGUCGUUCUUUCCCGACUUAAAAGGAAUCCGAGGUCUAGGUGUGGAAGCAAGAUGAAUUCCUCAAAUCCAACUCACGACUUCAAUGAAAGCAAUAUGAUUACUGACAUUAACGGCAAUGCGAAGCCGACUGAUUUCUCUGAUCAGGAUAGUGUGAUAUUGAUGAGUGAUUUUCCUUCUUACCCCAUUUGCUUGGAAAGCGACACUAGCAAUCACGACCAGGGGUGCAUAAUCUACAUUAAGGGAAAUGUGAUGCCCAUUCCCACUCAUAUUUCAGAUCAUGAAUAUGUGCCACUGAUGAGUGAUGUUCCUUCUUCUCUGAUAUUCUUGGGCUGCGAGGAAUAUCCUUUAGACGGUGAAGCAGUGCGUGGAGACAUUAAAGAAUGGUUGACAACGCUUGAAGGUAAAUUGCCCCAGGAGUGGCCUCAAAUUGACGAAUUCAGCCAACCGUUAGAUGGGUUCAAUUACUGGACAGACUGUUUGUGGAUGAGCGAUUCUGCGAAUGAUCAAUAG
Pyrus x bretschneideri (Chinese white pear) is the source of this 948-nucleotide messenger RNA. Its product is annotated as NAC domain-containing protein 41-like. Gene Ontology annotation, molecular function: DNA binding. Lineage: Eukaryota; Viridiplantae; Streptophyta; Magnoliopsida; Rosales; Rosaceae. Gene Ontology annotation, biological process: regulation of DNA-templated transcription. The coding region runs from base 1 to 948 and encodes 315 amino acids. The transcript has a single exon. The record is from RefSeq and is a predicted model, not a curated record.